GGCUCUCCAUUCAGCCUCCAGUGACGUGCCGCGAGGGCCAGCGAGUAUAAAGGGAGCUCGGCUGUCCGGGCAGAACUCAGAUCAGCUCCACUACCGAAGCUAAACUCUAGCUUUCACCAAGAACGACCGAGACCGGAGCCUCCGAGGAACUCCAACCAAGACAAGGAGAUCGACUUGAUCCGAAAGAGGUUUAACUCAAGACUUCUCCCGUUUGGAAGAAUACAUCGAAAGUGCGAAAAGAUGUCUGACGGAGUGAAGAAAACAACUUUGCUGCCUUUCCUGUGCAUUCUGCUCUCAUAUAUGGCUGCAGCUCAGGAGUGCAGUGGCAAGUGUUCGUGUCCUGCUACUCCCCCACAGUGUCCCAUAGGGGUAAGCCUAGUGAUGGACGGCUGUGGGUGCUGCAGAGUGUGCGCCAAGCAAAUGGGCGAUAUGUGCACUGAACGAGACGUGUGCGACCCCCACAAAGGUCUCUACUGUGACUUCGGGGCGCCUAGCAACAGACGGAUAGGCGUUUGCAACGCCAGAGAGGGCGCCACCUGCAUGUUCGGAAGCACAGUGUACAACGGGGAGAGUUUCACGAGCAGCUGCAAGUACAAGUGCACCUGCCUGGAUGGAGCUGUGGGUUGCGUCCCACUUUGCUCUGUGGACAUCCGGCUGCCAAGUCCUGACUGCCCCAUGCCGAAACGAGUCAAGGUGCCUGGGAAGUGCUGUGAGGAGUGGGUGUGCGAUUCCCCCUCCACACAGACCUUCGUGGGUUCAGCUUUGCCAGCCUACCGAGAGGAGGAGACCUUUGGCCCUGACCUCUCCAUGAUGAGGGAGAACUGCCUGGUUCAGACUACUGAAUGGAGCGCCUGCUCCAAGACCUGCGGACUUGGCAUCUCCACCAGGGUGACCAACGAUAACCGUGACUGCCGCCUAGAGAAACAGAUCCGGCUGUGCAUGGUCCGACCCUGCGAGUCGCAGCUGGAGCAGAGCAUUAAGAAAGGAAAAAAGUGCAUCCGAACUCCUAGAGUUUCCAAGCCCAUGAAGUUUGAGAUCUCCGGCUGCACCACCACCAAGUCCUACAGGCCCAAAUUCUGUGGCGUCUGCCUGGACGGCCGCUGCUGCACGCCGCACAGGACCACCACCCUGCCCAUGGAGUUCAAAUGCCCUGACGGGCAGGUCAUCAAGAAGUACAUGAUGUUCAUCAAGUCCUGCGCCUGCCACUACAACUGCCCCGGGGAGAACGAGAUCUUUGAGUCCAUGUACUACAAGAAGAUGAUCGGAGACACGGUGUGAGUCGCCAAGUGGGGAGCGCCCCGAGCUUAUGACUGUGAACACAAACAGAACUCCAUCUCAUUUUGCAGCUCAUUGUACUUUGUGGUUGUCGUUCUGUCGUUGUAAAGUAGUCCAGACACUUGCGUCUGCGUGUGUUGUAUGGCCGGUGCACGUCGGUCACAUAGAGCUCAGACAGAGGGUUGCGCCGCAACUCCAAGAGAUUACUGCACAUAUACUUUGAUUUGGAAACCUACUGUCAGGUAUCCACCCCAACCCCUGAAAAUCCCCCGUUUUUGCCAACCCAUCCUUUUACUGUAUGCGAUUUUAAAACCUCGACUUCCUCUGUCAAUGAGGUGUUUAACACCCCCCCCCCCCACCCCACCCCCCCCAACCCCAGGCUAGACCAGACCUGUAACACUCCAGGCAGCUGUUGAGGAAGCACGUAGACCACAGCGGGCCAGCGUUCCCCAGUCAAACGGUUGAAUGUGUCCCUGUGUGCGUUUGUAUCCCAAAGAUUUCCACCCAGCAUGCUGAGUUUAGGGUUGGAUCGAAACACAGUGGCUUUGCACAGCACUGAAAAGAAAAGAAAGAUGACGACCGAUUAUUGAUUCAGGUCAGAAGGAAGAAACCAUUGUCUAUUUUGUAUGAAAAAAAAAGAUAUGACUGUAAGAAUUGUAAUUUCAUUCCUUUUUGUUUCAUUGUUGAUGUGUAAUUCUGUAUAUAUUUGUACAUUUUAAGGUUAAUUUAAAAGCCAAAUUUGCUUUGUAAUGUAUCAAUAGUGUAUUUUUUACUAUUUUAUUGAGAAGUGUGACAAAAUUGUUACAUGUUUCACUUUGUAGCUGGAAAAUAAAAUGUUAUAUUUUUUAUACAA
Molecule: messenger RNA, 2128 nt
Organism: Thalassophryne amazonica
Lineage: Eukaryota; Metazoa; Chordata; Actinopteri; Batrachoidiformes; Batrachoididae
Product: CCN family member 2-like
Biological process (GO): signal transduction; cell adhesion
Cellular component (GO): extracellular matrix; extracellular region
Molecular function (GO): heparin binding; integrin binding
Source: RefSeq, a predicted model, not a curated record